Messenger RNA from Fulmarus glacialis (Northern fulmar), 872 nucleotides. RefSeq names its product CKLF-like MARVEL transmembrane domain containing 8 (gene CMTM8). The record is from RefSeq and is a predicted model, not a curated record. Gene Ontology annotation, biological process: myelination. Gene Ontology annotation, molecular function: structural constituent of myelin sheath. The coding region runs from base 1 to 414 and encodes 137 amino acids. NCBI's taxonomy places the organism in Eukaryota, Metazoa, Chordata, Aves, Procellariiformes, Procellariidae. The transcript has 4 exons. Gene Ontology annotation, cellular component: membrane.
AUGGCAUUUGAGUAUAGUCCAGUUAUUCCCAGUGGGGAGGUAUUGGGGCUGCUGGUAUGGACCCUGAUUGCUGGAACAGAAUACUUUCUAUAUCCAGCCUUCGGCUGGGUGAUGUUUGUAGCUGUGUUUUACUGGGUUCUCACCGUCUUCUUUCUGAUCAUCUACAUGACAAUGACUUACACCAGGAUCCCCCAGGUGCCCUGGACCACGGUGGGUCUGUGUUUUAAUGGAAGUGCCUUCAUUUUGUACCUCAUUGCUGCCAUCGUAGAUGCAUCUUCAGUUACCAAAGAACUGGACAGUCACAAUUACAACAGCUGGGCAGCUUCUUCAUUCUUUGCCUUCAUGGUUACCUCCUGCUAUGCUGGAAAUACGUAUUUUAGCUUUAUAUCUUGGCGAUCACGAACUUUGCAGUGAAUAUUUUGUUAAAAUGAAUUCUGUAGUACAAAAUAUCUGAGGAUUAUACUCUUUUGAUAAAAGCUUGGAAGAGGGAUGAGGUCUUUUUGAACAUUUCUGUUAGAAUUGACACUAUAUUUUAAGCUGAGAUUAAAGUAAUUAUUUAUAAUACAAUAUCAUCUUUAGAGACAUCUAACACCAACUUUGUACUGUAUAAUAAAAUUUCGUACUGCUUCUUUUAAAAUUAACAUGGUAUUUUUCUAGACAUUGUAUAGAUGUUAUUAAAGCUUUAAUAAAUCUUACUCAGACAAUGUGCCAAUUUUGUAAAUGUAACUUUUUAAAUGUUACAGGUAUACUUUUGAUACUGAAUGCUACAAAUCAAAGCUAAGAUUGAUACUGUCUCAUUAUUAUGUAUAAAAAGUGACAUUGUGCAGAAAAAACCCACGCUUUAAAAAUAAAUAAAUAAUUGACCCAACUGU